Molecule: messenger RNA, 1215 nt
Organism: Hippocampus zosterae (dwarf seahorse)
Lineage: Eukaryota; Metazoa; Chordata; Actinopteri; Syngnathiformes; Syngnathidae
Gene: nudt14
Product: nudix (nucleoside diphosphate linked moiety X)-type motif 14
Exons: 5
Coding region: 104-844 (246 amino acids)
Biological process (GO): nucleoside phosphate metabolic process; ribose phosphate metabolic process
Molecular function (GO): UDP-sugar diphosphatase activity; metal ion binding
Source: RefSeq, a predicted model, not a curated record
AUGACAGUUGUGUGUGGGUGUGUUGCCCUCUCCAGGCUUCCGUAGGAUUCCUUUACUCUCCGUGUGUUUGCGGUGACAAACCAGCAUCGCCGCGCGCCCAACUAUGGACGAGAUCAACAACAUUGAAGUCGUUCCUUGCACAGAGUCCGAUUACCUGAAGCCGUUCAGGGUGCACUACAACCAGAAUGGCACAAAAAAGUCCUGGGACUUCAUGCGAACCCACGACAGCGUGUCCGUGCUGAUAUUCAACACCACCUCCCACUGUUUUGUUCUUGUCAAGCAGUUCCGUCCAGCUGUAUACAUGAGCGAGUGGGAACGGACCAAAACGCAGCCAUGUCAGCCCGCCGAAAAAACGGAGGAUGGGGCCAGCGAAGCGGUCGCCUCAGGCUCGGAGAGUCGGGAAGAGCGGGCUGACGCGGAGGGGGGGAGCUCAUCCGCGUGGCCUCCGGCGGCCACGGGCAUCACGUACGAGCUGUGCGCCGGGCUGGUGGACAAACCCGACCUCUCCUUGGAAGAGAUCGCCAGACAGGAAGUGCUGGAGGAAUGCGGCUAUGACGUACCGGCUUCCAAACUCAAGCGGAUUACUUCUUACAGGUCCGGCGUGGGAGUCACAGGGUCCAAGCAGACCAUGUUUUAUGCCGAGGUAUCCGACGACAAUUGCGUGAGCGCGGGCGGAGGUGAGCCUCGGGAGGGCGAGCUCAUUGAGGUGGUCAAAGUUCCGUUGCACGAAGCCAUGACCUUUGCCUACAACGAGCGCAUUCCCAAAACCAUGGGCGUCAUCUUUAGCUUCAUAUGGUUCCAUAACAAUAUGUCUCCCAAGUACAAGAUCUCCACCAACGUGUAACUAGCGUUAACGUUUAUGUCAAUCGCCGGCCCAGCGCAGUCACUCACUUUCUCACGUCAUCACCCCCCCCCCCCCCUCCCGACCCCUCACCCCCGCCUUUUUUUUUGUGCCAUCUGCCAUCGUGUACCGUAUUUUAACAUUUUGCCCUCUCGGACCCGUAUGUGAUGUCCAAACAUUUUCCUCAAAGAAAGUGCUCUCUUGCACUUUUCUCAUGUUACUGUUUUUCGUUUUCCAAUGUACGGCACCGCUUAUCCAAAAUGGCUUCAUAUCACUGAUUUUAUAUGCCUGCCCGACUGACCGGAAGACACUCGCAGACCUAACGGCUCAAACAACAAGCUCUCAACCACUUUUGGUUUUAUCGUUGAGAAAAA